AUGUGCGAAGAAGUCAAGGACUACCGGGAAUGCCACCGGUGCCAUAACCUAGAGUUCAUUUGCGACCUCCCAGAUCGGCCUUGCGACAAGGUCAUCAUUGAGUAUGGCGCCCGCGCCAGGGAGAACGCAGGCAAGUGUGGCCAGGUACACCCGAAGUCGGUCAUCUCGAUGCCCGUGUUGCCCUGCGAGUCGUGCCUGGAGGAGAUACGGCGCACAGCGGGAUACGAUUAA
Purpureocillium takamizusanense is the source of this 231-nucleotide messenger RNA. RefSeq lists its product as uncharacterized. Bases 1 to 231 code for a protein of 76 amino acids. The transcript has a single exon. The record is from RefSeq and is a predicted model, not a curated record. NCBI's taxonomy places the organism in Eukaryota, Fungi, Ascomycota, Sordariomycetes, Hypocreales, Ophiocordycipitaceae.